AUGGAGAAUCAUCCCCGGCAUAAAAGCAAUUCCUCCGGCGACAACUUCACUUUUCCGGCGAUAUCACCAGACAUGGAAUUAGAUUCCGAAUUAGCAGACCAUUUGUUCUCCAAUGGCAAAUUCCUCCUCCACACUUUUCCCAUUCAGCCAAGAAGCUUCAUCCUUUCAAGAACCAGCAGCGUUAGUAGUAGUAAAGAUUCACUCGUGUCUUCCCGGAGCAACAGUACUAACAGCCGAACCAGCAGCAGUAGCAGUUGCAGCAGCGCCAGAACAAGCACCAGUGACGCUUCUGCCGGAGUUGCUGUGAAAAGCAAGAUCUUCCUUGAAAAAGGAAGUCGGAGCCCUGUUCGUUACUGUAACAAUUAUCAUCAUCUUCCCGCUCAAAGGUGGCAGUUCAUGGCGCCGGUUCCGAUGCUAAACCGCCGGCCUUCCCAGAGAAGAAAAGGUGAAGAGAACAGAAUUGGGUCGCCGGAGAAGAAGAAAUGCACUCCGAAAAAAGGGUAUUGCCGGAAGUUUUUCCGGUGGGUUGUGUCAACAUGCAAACGUUGUCAUGCUAUGGAGCCUUGA
Molecule: messenger RNA, 567 nt
Organism: Lactuca virosa
Lineage: Eukaryota; Viridiplantae; Streptophyta; Magnoliopsida; Asterales; Asteraceae
Source: the annotation of a GenBank genome assembly